Messenger RNA from Panthera uncia (snow leopard), 1644 nucleotides. RefSeq names its product eukaryotic translation initiation factor 2B subunit beta (gene EIF2B2). NCBI's taxonomy places the organism in Eukaryota, Metazoa, Chordata, Mammalia, Carnivora, Felidae. The transcript has 8 exons. Gene Ontology annotation, cellular component: eukaryotic translation initiation factor 2B complex. The record is from RefSeq and is a predicted model, not a curated record. Gene Ontology annotation, molecular function: translation initiation factor activity; guanyl-nucleotide exchange factor activity. The coding region runs from base 81 to 1136 and encodes 351 amino acids. Gene Ontology annotation, biological process: translational initiation.
GCCCACUUCACCCGCCCCGGAAGUGCAACGAUCGAGGUUGUACAGGUGCGGAUUUCGCCGGCGAGGCGGCUCUUUUCGAGAUGCCGGGAGCCGCAGCCAAUGGCUCGGAGUUGUACGAGAGCAUCGAGAGUUUCGUGGAGGCCCUGAAGCGGGGCGGCGGGCGGCGCAGCUCCGAGGACAUGGCUCGGGAGACCCUGGGGCUGCUGCGCCGGAUCAUUACGGACCACCGCUGGAGCAAUGCAGGGGAGUUGAUGGAACUGAUUCGCCGAGAGGGCCAGAGGAUGACAGCUGCGCAGCCCUCAGAGACCACGGUGGGCAACAUGGUGCGGAGAGUGCUCAGGAUCAUCCGGGAGGAGUAUGGCAGACUCCAUGGACGCAGCGAUGAGAGCGAUCAGCAGGAGUCCUUGCACAAACUCUUGACAUCCGAAGGCCUGAGCGAGGAUUUCAGCUUCCAUUACGCCCAACUCCAGUCCAACAUCAUUGAGGCAAUUAAUGAGCUGCUUGUGGAACUGGAAGGGACAACAGAGAACAUUGCAGCCCAGGCUCUGGAGCACAUCCACUCCAAUGAGGUGAUCAUGACCAUUGGCUUCUCCCGAACAGUAGAAGCCUUCCUCAAAGAGGCGGCCCGAAAGAGGAAAUUCCAUGUCAUUGUGGCAGAAUGUGCUCCUUUCUGUCAGGGUCACGAAAUGGCAGUCAAUUUGUCCAAAGCAGGUAUUGAGACAACUGUCAUGACUGAUGCCGCCAUUUUUGCUGUUAUGUCAAGAGUCAACAAGGUGAUCAUUGGCACAAAGACCAUCCUGGCCAAUGGUGCCCUGAGAGCUGUGACAGGAACUCACACUCUAGCACUGGCAGCAAAACACCAUUCCACCCCGCUCAUCGUUUGUGCUCCCAUGUUCAAGCUUUCCCCACAGUUCCCCAAUGAAGAAGAUUCAUUUCACAAGUUUGUGGCCCCUGAAGAAGUUCUGCCUUUCACAGAAGGGGACAUUCUGGAGAAGGUCAGCGUUCACUGCCCCGUGUUUGACUACGUCCCCCCAGAGCUCAUUACCCUCUUUAUCUCCAACAUUGGUGGGAAUGCGCCUUCCUACAUCUACCGCUUGAUGAGUGAACUCUACCAUCCUGAUGAUCAUGUCCUAUGACCACCAUUCAUUCUAAGCAGAAGCUGCUUAGCCAGAUAUGGAAUGGAGAGGGACUUCAGUGCGACUGCUGAAAAUCAAGUCCUUGGAAUGGGGAGUGAACUGGAGCCAACCUAAAAAACUUAAUACCGUUUCCUGCCUUUUUAGGCAUCCCAUAACAAGGACACACAUUCAGGUCUGUCUUCUUGCCCUUCUGAUCUUAACAGCAGCAGCGGGCCUUGACCUAUUAAUUUUGUAGCCUCUUGGGGCGCCUGGCUGGCCGUCGGUAGAGCGUGCGACUCUUGAUGCUGGGGUUAUGAGCUCUGUUCCCACGCUGGGCACAGUUUACUGUAAAAAUUUGUUCUUUGGAACCUCUUAGAGACCUGGGGAGUCUGUUUUAGGAACUUAAACUUUCUGGUUCAGUGGGGCGUUAAACAUAACACUGAAGACCUUGAUGGGAUAUAGGUUUUUGCCCAGAAAUGGCUACCACACCUUUUCCUGGGCUGUGCCAAUAAAAGCUGCUUGAAGAUUC